Molecule: messenger RNA, 519 nt
Organism: Angiostrongylus costaricensis
Lineage: Eukaryota; Metazoa; Nematoda; Chromadorea; Rhabditida; Metastrongylidae
Source: the annotation of a GenBank genome assembly
UUGGUGUGUGAAAAUUCUCAACUUUCUUUUAAAGCUAAUAAUGUUUGCGUAUGGCUGAAUGGUGCUGCGGAAAGUGAGCGUCCGAUUUGGACCACAUUGUGGAACAUCUCCAGAAGACGUUAUUGUACCGAUGGAGGUGCUAACAGAGUUGUAGACAGAAUAAACCUCCAAACGCCUGAUGUCGUCAUUGGGGACAUGGAUUCUAUAUUGCCUGCAGUAGAGGACAGCUUAAAGCUAACCACUUUGUUAAUCCAUGCACCAGACCAGGACAAAACAGAUCUUACUAAAUGCUUAGAGGGAUCUCGAGUCGUGCUACUUGGUGGAACUUCUGGUCGUUUCGAUCAUGCGUUAGCUGCGAUAAAUUCGAUGUAUCAUGCUACAACGUUAAUGGAUGAGGAAGGAGAACAUUGUAUCGAAAUUGAACGGCAUCUGGUUACUGGUACCUGUGGUGUAAUUCCGUUCUGUCAAAAAACGACGGCUGUAACAAUGAGUGGAUUUCGUUGGAAUCUCGGUUUGUAA